Molecule: messenger RNA, 993 nt
Organism: Pundamilia nyererei
Lineage: Eukaryota; Metazoa; Chordata; Actinopteri; Cichliformes; Cichlidae
Product: mucin-5AC-like
Exons: 12
Source: RefSeq, a predicted model, not a curated record
AAUGGACUCACUGUAUUGGUGCAUGGGUGUGGGGCGUGUCUCAUGGGUGUGGUAGAUGAGAAAUGUGGUUGCACUCACCUGUUCACCGCACCUGAUGUUGAUGAGCAGAAAGUUUGCAAAGAUCACAGAGGGAAUCAUGACGUCACACGGCUGUUUUCUCUGCCUGUUGCUUUUAACUGUAAUCCUGAUCGAGCCAUCAGAAGCAAACUGUCAGAACUACUUCACAAAAAAAGAAUGGAAUACAACUACACUACACAAGCUGCCAGAGAAUAUUACUGUCAAAAUAAUGAACAAGUCUGAGGACAUCAUUGUAUGUAGUUUAAUGGAAGCCAAAGACUGUAAUAUAACAGAAGAAACCUGCUUUCUACGGGACUGUUUUAAGGACAAGAAUAACAUGGACUAUAAACCGCCAUGUAACGAGACGGAUGAGAACAUCAGUGUCCCUUUCUACCACUUCAUGUGCUUGACAAAUAUAGCCAAGGGUCUGCGAGACAAAACAAAUGGAGGAUCACAAAAACCCACUGCAGAAGACAUCUGUAAAGUGUACGAAAAAGUGUGUAAGCGAGAUUCUCCCAACCCAGCAGCAAAAACGACAACACCAACAGCCUGUACUACUACAACACCAACCACAGAAGCAACAACAAAUAAGACGACAGCGACACCUUCUGCAACAACAACCGCAGAAGCAACAACAAAUAAGACGACGGCGACACCUUCUGCAACAACAACCGCAGAAGCAACAACAAAUAAGACGACGGCGACACCUUCUGCAACAACAAAUAAGACGAUGGCGACACCUUCUGCAACAACAACUACCACAGAAGCAACAACAAAAAACCCACAAGUAUCAACAACAGCAGUUUCAACAAUAACAACUCCAUCAUCCCCGUUGAAUUUACAACAGAAGGAUGAAACAUUGCAGGGCGAAAGUGCUGGGAAAAAAGCGCGCAGUAAGCUUGUUUUAUUCGUAACUUUUUCUUACUUCAGUAAAAU